Molecule: messenger RNA, 2330 nt
Organism: Nasonia vitripennis (jewel wasp)
Lineage: Eukaryota; Metazoa; Arthropoda; Insecta; Hymenoptera; Pteromalidae
Gene: Rpn5
Product: 26S proteasome non-ATPase regulatory subunit 12
Exons: 7
Coding region: 431-1792 (453 amino acids)
Cellular component (GO): nuclear proteasome complex; cytoplasm; proteasome regulatory particle, lid subcomplex
Source: RefSeq, a predicted model, not a curated record
GUAGACUACUGAAGUCGUUCUGUCGUUGAGCUGCGCAAAGUUCGCAGUUUGGUUUUACCAAUUUGGUUUUAAUCUUCGAUUUCGUUUUUUAGACGAAUGUUUUUCUAAAUUAUUCGAACCCUGACGAUAUUUAAAGAAAAUAUUUUUACGAUUAAGCAGGAUUGAAAGAUUAAAUUUUCUUUGUCAAAGGGUUGAAUCAUAUCAGAUAAAGAGCGACAUUCUCGAUUGACCAGCGCCGUGCAAAAGUCUUGACGAAAGCAACUGCGCGAUGCAGUGUUGGGAAUCAGAACUGUUGAAAGUUUAGAAACUGCUGAGCCGCGUCUUCUAUUUUGAUCGUACAGGACGUCGACUAGUCCUUUUUGUGUCAUUGCAUUCGUGUGUUACUGCGAAUUUUUAAGUUUCUUGGCCCGUCGUUAAACUGUGAUCAAUCAUGGCGGACACAGCUGUAGUAGACGGGGGUAGGAUCAUAAAGAUGGAGGUGGAUUACAGCAGUAAUUGCGAUACAAAAAUCCCAGAAUGUAAAAAGUUGGCUCAGGAGGGAAAGCUGCACGAUGCUUUGGAUCAACUCUUAGUUCUGGAAAAACUAACUAGAACUGCUUCGGAUAUGAUAUCAACAUCCAGAGUCCUCAUCGCAAUUGUUGAAAUAUGUUUUGAAGCUAAGAACUGGUCUGCCUUGAAUGAGCAUAUCGUUCUUUUGUCCAAAAGGCGAUCUCAAUUAAAACAAGCAGUAACAAAGAUGGUGCAAGAAUGCUGUACGUACAUCGAUAAGACUCCAGACCGAGAAACUAUGAUCGAGCUUAUAGAAACUUUACGUUCUGUGACUGAAGGAAAGAUUUACGUUGAAGUUGAGAGGGCAAGGCUAACACAUAGACUGGCAAAAAUGAAGGAAGAGGACAAUGACAUUGCAGGAGCAGCUUCUGUGAUGUUAGAGUUGCAAGUAGAAACAUACGGCAGCAUGACCAGAAGAGAGAAGGCUUCACUUAUAUUGGAGCAAAUGCGACUUUGUUUACUGAAGCAAGAUUUCGUUCGUACUCAAAUAAUUGCUAAGAAGAUAAAUAUUAAAUUCUUUGAAGAUGAAAAUGACGAAGAGACGCAAGUUUUGAAACUCAAAUACUACGAACUGAUGAUGGAAUUAGCGCGUCACGAGGGUUGGUACUUAGAAUUGUGUCGUCAUAACCGAGCUGUCCUGGAGACUCCUAGUAUAAAAGCUGAUGCUGAAAAAAGGCAUAUUGCAUUAUCAAGAGCUGUUCUGUAUCUCAUUCUUGCCCCACAUGAACCAGAACAAGCAGAUCUUACCCACAGAUUAUUAGCUGAUAAGCUUUUGGAAGAUAUACCUAUUUACAAGGAGCUACUACGACUGUUUGUUAAUCCAGAGUUGAUAAAGUGGUCAGGUCUAUGUGAAAUUUAUGAGACAAACUUGCGCGCAACUGAAGUAUUUUCGUCUGCCACAGAAGAAGGCCGUAAACGCUGGGGUGAAUUGCGAAAUAGAGUAGUCGAACACAAUAUCAGAAUAAUGGCUAAGUAUUACACGAUGAUAACGUUAAGUCGCAUGGCCGAGCUUCUGGACCUGCCGGUCGAGGAGACGGAGCAGUGUCUGUGCAACCUCGUUGAAACCGGAGUGAUUAGCGCGAGAACUGAUCGACCUGCCGGUGUCGUGAGAUUCACGAGGACGCAGGAGCCAGCCGCACUGCUGGACGAGUGGGCAGGAUCGCUCUCCAAAUUAAUGAGCCUCGUAAACAACACCACGCAUCUGAUCCACCAAGAGGAGAUGCUCGCCAGCGCUAAGGCAUGAGCAAAGCUGCGCAAUCGCUUCUAUAUAUUUCCAUACUAAUUCUGCCGAAAGGAACUGUUUUUUUUCCUACUUUCUUUAUUUCCUUUCUAACGGAUGACUCUCGCUUUACUUUGCUAUAUGUUCUUUCAUAUCUUUCUGGAUUAUCCGAGCAGAAUACAAAUCUAUAACUAUUAAAUGUUAUUUAAUAAUAAAAAGAGCGAAAAAUUUAAUUUGGUUUUGCAUUUUGUAAACUUGAUGUUAUCGAGCGUAAAUUGAAGAUCGUGCUUGGGGAUCUGUGGGUACAAAACUUUUGUUGUAAAGAAAAAAUCGUAUAAAUUUUUGUUUUAUUAUAAUUAUUAUAAUAUAUACAAAACAUCACAUUGAGUAAUAAAAAUUAAGCUUGACUCAACAACUGGUAUUUGAAAAGGCAUGAGUCGUAAAUUAAAAUUUAGAAUAUUCGCAAUUUAAAAAAUAUAUUACAAAUAUAAAUCAACUCAUCGUUGAAUUGUGCUUUACAGUACAUUAUAACGUCGGCGCUGUUCGAAAAUAAGAGAAAAAA